CGGUGGUUCUUUUCUUUCGUCAAAUAGUAGGACGCGAAUCAACGAAAUUGAAAUAAAAAGUACCUAGGAGUUCUACAAUUACCGUGUCGUGGUGCUUCACGAUCUUGUGUUUGUGUAGCCCAAAACGGAAAUAAAAUGGCGUUAUACUGUGCAAUAUCGAAUGAGGUGCCUGAGGUCCCGGUGGUUUCUCCGUCGUCGGGCUCCGUGUUCGAGAAGCGCAUCAUCGAGAAGUACAUCAUAGAAAAUGGUGUCGAUCCCAUCAGUGGCAAGGAGCUGCGAGUUGAAGAUCUUAUUGAAAUCAAAACCCCUCCGAUUGUGAAACCAAAGCCUCCGAGUGCCACAUCUAUCCCGGCCACACUGAAGAGCAUGCAAGACGAGUGGGAUGCCCUCAUGCUGCAUGCCUUCACGCAGCGCCAGCAGCUGCAGACAGCUAGACAGGAGCUGUCUCACGCCCUGUACCAGCACGAUGCAGCUUGUCGUGUAAUAGCACGUCUUACCAAGGAGGUGACGGCGGCCCGAGAAGCCCUCGCCACGCUCAAGCCGCAGGCCGGCAUUGCUCAGCAACCUCAACACCCGGCGGAGGCAGCAGCACCAGGCGGCGGCGCCACCCCCGUGGGCAUGUCCGCGGAGGUGGUGGCGCGGCUGCAGGAGCGCGCUACAGCGCUGACGCAGGAGCGCAAGCGGCGCGGCCGCACCGUGCCCGAGGGGCUCGUGGGGCCCGACCAGAUCCGAGCCUUCCUCACUGUGGCCAGCCAUCCUGGUCUCCACUCGGCCAGUGUACCAGGUAUCCUGGCCCUGGACAUCAACCCGACGGAUCACAGUCGCAUCCUGACGGGCGGAAACGAUCGCAACGCCACCGUCUUCAACAAGGACACCGAGCAAGUGGUGGCCAUCCUCAAGGGACACACCAAGAAGGUCACUCGGGUGAUCUACCAUCCCGACGAAGACACCGUUAUUACGGCCUCGCCUGAUCACACUAUCCGUGUAUGGAAUGUGCCGACAUCUCAGACAACGGUGAUCCUGCGCUCUCACGACGGCCCCGUGACCGGUCUCUCCCUGCAUCCCACCGGCGACUACGUGCUGUCCACCUCCACGGACCAGCACUGGGCCUUCUCCGACAUACGCACCGGCGCGUUGCUCACCAAGGUGGGUGACUCCUCCGGCGUCAGCCUAACCACAGCCCAGUUCCAUCCUGACGGCCUUAUCUUCGGCACCGGCACAGAGAACUCCCAAGUCAAGAUCUGGGACCUGAAGGAGCAGAGCAACGUGGCCAACUUCCCCGGCCACGUCGGCCCGGUCACCUCCAUCUCCUUCUCCGAGAACGGUUACUACUUGGCCACCGCCGCUGAAGACGCUUGCGUUAAACUAUGGGAUUUGCGUAAGCUUAAGAACUUUAAAACUAUACAGCUGGAUGAAGGCUAUGCUAUUAAGGAGUUAUGCUUUGACCAGAGUGGAACUUACCUGGCGGUUGCCGGGUCGGAUGUGCGCGUGUACUUGUGUAGGCAGUGGCAGGAGCUGAAGGUGUUUAAUGAGCACACGGCGGCGGCGACGGGAGUCCGGUUUGGUCGGCACGCGCAGUGUCUGGCGUCCACUAGUAUGGAUCGUACGCUUAAGUUGUAUGGUAUUGAGUAAGUUUAUUGUGGUAAAAUUUAGUAGGGUAUUGUUUAGCAUUGAAGAUUACAGUUGGCGCCAAGUUUUUAUAGGAUAGCUACAAGUAAUUGUUGGAAAUAAGUAAAUUUAAGCUCGAUUGGCUAGUAUACUACUCAGUCUAUCAGAUUUUUUUACUAAAAUGCGACAGCUCCGAGAAUACUAUUAUUAUUACUGUAACAGGACAGCGAGAGGGUUUAUACGCGCCUAUUUUCCUCUCCAUCCAAAUUAAAUGGUAUUCGUUCUGUGUAAAGAAGUAGGUAAUGAGUGGCCACUUAGAAUAAGAUUUAUUUAGUUUAGGAUUUAUUUCCAAAUCCUUAACAUUGAUGUCAUGGAUGUCAAAUUGUUGACCAGUCGGUAUAUUUGGGUAACUCUUAUUUUUAUAUUAUGUUAGAGUUUAAAUUAUUUUGUAAAGCCAACUUAACUACACAUUAUAAAACAAAGUCCCCUGUCGCGUCAGUCUGUCUGUGUGCAUGUUCGCGAUAAGCUCAAAAACUACUGAACGGAUUUUCAAGCGGUUUUCAGCAAUUAAUAGUGAUUCUUGAGGAAGGUUUAGGUAUAUAAUUUGUUAAGAUUUUGUGUAACCCGUGCGAAGCCGGGGCGGGUCGCUAGUCUUGAAAUAAAAUGCAACAUUGCAAGUUGACAUCAUAUUAUGUGUGUAUGUAUAAGCUAUCCAAUUUCGACUAUACUGCAAAACGUAAUUCAAGACCAAAAAAAGUAAGAAAAUGUUGCCACUUUUUACUAGUGUCUUGUAUUUAUGUACUUUUUUUUAAUUGUAGGAGUAAAAUUACUAAUAAAUAAAUUAUCUUUUAUUUAUCAAAAGGAAUUUACUAUUUUACAAACAAAUGAUUGCAGUGGCAACAUUGCCUUACUUUUUUUGGUCUUGAAUUACGUUUUGCAGUUUAGAUAGUAAGAUGAUAGAUGAUAUUAUAAUAACAACCUAUUCUUGGGCAUCCUGGCAACUUUGACUGUGGAAAAUGCCACAUAUUGUAUAGCGCGAUGAAUAAGAGAGAAAUUAAAUUGAUGUAGAUAAAAAAAAUAAACGAAGUAUCAAGAAAAGGGGAUGAUUCUUAACUGCCACAACUAUUUUACUCACAUUCACUAAUGCGAAUGAACAUCCUUAUUAGAAUGACUGUAAGGUCUAUCUAAAAAUCUAAUCUAAUUUCAAGUAUUUGACUUGAUUUUCUUGAUAGCUUAAGUAUGAAAGUAUGCGAAAUUAAUAGUUGUGUGUUUGAAAUUAUUAGCCAUUCUUAGGAAAGUGUUGAUCAAUUCCUUAAAUGUUAUAAAUAUUAAUAUAAUUUUCACAGUCCAACUGUUAAUUUCUUUACUCUGUCCUUGAAAAUAAAUAUAUUAAUUUCCAACAA
Messenger RNA from Cydia fagiglandana, 3011 nucleotides. It is a transcript of the gene Prp19, whose product is annotated as pre-mRNA-processing factor 19. The transcript has 9 exons. Gene Ontology annotation, cellular component: Prp19 complex; U2-type catalytic step 1 spliceosome; cytoplasm. NCBI's taxonomy places the organism in Eukaryota, Metazoa, Arthropoda, Insecta, Lepidoptera, Tortricidae. Gene Ontology annotation, biological process: mRNA splicing, via spliceosome; protein ubiquitination; DNA repair. Gene Ontology annotation, molecular function: protein binding; ubiquitin protein ligase activity. Bases 136 to 1632 code for a protein of 498 amino acids. The record is from RefSeq and is a predicted model, not a curated record.